Messenger RNA from Sinocyclocheilus anshuiensis, 1575 nucleotides. RefSeq lists its product as uncharacterized. Bases 1 to 1575 code for a protein of 524 amino acids. NCBI's taxonomy places the organism in Eukaryota, Metazoa, Chordata, Actinopteri, Cypriniformes, Cyprinidae. The transcript has 8 exons. The record is from RefSeq and is a predicted model, not a curated record.
AUGAUUUAUAUCGUUCGCACGAAAUACAGCUACCCGGAGUUGCUGAAGCGUUACAUUCUCCAGCGACUUCAAGACCGUGUGCAACAUGUCCUGGAGAGACAGCCUCUGGACACAGAUUAUCAGCAGUUUGUUUGCAGGCAGGAGCUUGUAAUAAUCAGCGCCCUGGCUAAUAUAAUAAACAUUUCUGAUUAUGUUAUAUCAGCGCUUACACAUCUAAAUAUUGCCAUACAGCGCCAGAUGGAUAGUGAAGAGGUGUGUGUUACAGUGGAUGUGGAAAGAGGUGGUGGACGUGGACGUCCAAGAUUGACAAUUUCAACAAAUACUCUUAUCCACCUUAUUGAACUUGGUCUCCCUUUAAAAUGUGUAGCCAAUAUAUUGGGAGUGUCUCGAGCAACAUUGUGUAGAAGGAUGGCUGACAACAAUUUGUCAGUUACAGCACUGUACAGCACUUCUACCGAUGAAGAGCUAGAUGUUCUCGUGACAGAAGUGAAGAAUUAUUUGCCAGAUGCUGGAUACAGAAUGGUCCGAGGGGCUCUCCUUGCAAAAGGGCACCGUCUUCAGUGGGACAGAGUCGUUGCAUCUAUGCAUCGUGUGGACAGUGUUGGUGUCCUGUCAAGAAUGACCAACCUAAGGUGCAUGGCUCGAAGAACAUAUAGAGUUCCUUGUCCCAAGUAUAUGGUCCAUGUUGACAUCAACCACAAACUCAUCAGGUACAACAUUGUAAUUUUUGGAGGAAUAGAUGGUUAUUCAAGAAAGGUAGCGAACAAUAAUCACCCUGACACCCAUUUGGCCAUCUUCAGCGAGGCUGUAAAUGAACAUGGCUUUCCACAGAGAGUGAGAGGUGAUCAUGGAGGGGAAAAUGUUGGAGUGGCCCAGCUAAUGUUUUCAGUUCGUGGAACUGACUAUAAUAGCUUCAUUGCUGGUAAAAGCGUACAUAAUCAGAGAAUAGAGCAUCUGUGGAGUGAUGUCUACAUUGGAGUUACAAGUGUUUAUCAAAACAUCCUGCGCACCUUGGAAGAGAAUCACCUGUUAGACAUCAGCAGCAGCAUCCAUUUAUUCUGCUGCCAUUUCGUUUUCCUUCCACGCAUCCAGGCAAGUCUGGAUUACUUUUCUGAUGGGUGGGACAACCAUCCCAUGAGGACUAAACAAAAUCUCACACCCAAUCAGUUGUGGCAAGUUGAUGGGAACAUGGAGAUACCGGCCACUGAAGACGAGGAGCCACAGGCCAUGAUGUUGGACUCCAGCACUGAUACUAGCACUGAUUCAAGCUCUGAUGACUCCAGCUCCAGCUCCACCUCUGACUCGUCGGAUGAGGAAAAGAAGAAAAAGAAACGUAAAAAGAAGAAUGGCAAGAAGAGAAGCAAAAAAAGAAAGAAGGAAAACAAAAAGGUGAAGAGGUCAGGCAGGAAAGGAGAACAGGGAUUCAGGUUCCCGUUUCUGCCAAGUUAUGUGAGCGGCCGGAGGCGUCUGUGGCUUGGCCGCUUUCUGAGGAAAGGCUUGGUGUAUGUCUGUCACUUCCUUGGUCUCUCACCAGGUGGAACAUCUCGGGUUAAGCAUGCAACCAUGGUUCCCUGA